AUUCUAAGUGAAUCCACGCUGCCCGCUGCUGACUGACUGCUUGCUCCGAGUUUGCGCAUACCUAGCCCCUCACAUAAAGACCUCCCCCCUCGCUCUUUUUCGCGCCAACCCGAUGUUCUCCUUCUCCAAUUCCCUCCGAGCCGCCACCAGAAGACUCCCCCACUCUGCACAACUCCCCGCAACCCGCUAUUUCUCCAUUACAGCAGCAACAAUGGGUGUGACCAAGACCAUUCUCAAGGAGGGCAGCGGCCCCGUCCCCAAGGUCGGCGACCGCGUUACCAUUGAGUACACCGGCUACCUCAAGGAUGCCUCCAAGCCCGACCAGAAGGGAAAGCAAUUCGACUCCUCUGUCGGCCGCGGGGCCUUUGUCUGCUCCAUUGGCGUUGGUCAGGUCAUCAAAGGUUGGGAUGAGGGAGUGACCACCAUGAAGGUUGGCGAGAAGUCUACCUUGGACAUCACCAGCGACUACGGAUACGGUGCACGUGGAUUCCCGGGCCACAUCCCACCCAACGCCGACCUUCUCUUCGAUGUCGAACUCCAAAAGAUCAACUAAACGAUCCGGUCUUGGAUAGCUCAGGUUAGGACUAAAAUUUGGGAAUGGGAAGGGAGUCACUACCAAUAAAAGGAAAUGCUGAUUCUC
Molecule: messenger RNA, 640 nt
Organism: Amorphotheca resinae ATCC 22711
Lineage: Eukaryota; Fungi; Ascomycota; Leotiomycetes; Helotiales; Amorphothecaceae
Exons: 7
Coding region: 113-553 (146 amino acids)
Molecular function (GO): peptidyl-prolyl cis-trans isomerase activity
Source: RefSeq, a predicted model, not a curated record